Amoebophrya sp. A25 is the source of this 673-nucleotide messenger RNA. Lineage: Eukaryota; Dinophyceae; Syndiniales; Amoebophryaceae. The record is from the annotation of a GenBank genome assembly.
UGCCGGGGCAGGUUCCUCACGAAACGUUCCAGGCUCACCUCGACCACCUGCGGUACCUUCGAAGUCUGCUGCGUCCUCAGGAGAGGCAAGCCCUUCGAAACAACCAAGCCCUUCAAAAGAACCAAACGUAAAGGCACCACCACCAGCAAAGGUAAGGGUCAACAUGUUAUUGUAUCCUCCACUGCAACCAUUCUUGGCUUGUCGCUUUCUUGUAACGUUGAAUCAUCCGCAACCAUUCUUGGGUUUCCAAUCCAGGAUAGUAUUCAUGUAUAGAAGAAAGAACGAAUCCUUUUCGGAAGAAUGAGACGUCUGGCAAAGGGCAUUGACUUGUUUUCCAGAGAAACUAUACAUGUUGUAGAGAGUAUCCACUUUGUAGAGAGAUGAAGAAUUUCAAUGACUCUUCUUGUGAACACUGCAAUCUGAGUUUUAGAAGACCUCUAACAAAGGGGAUUCUGAAGAAGGACGGCGCGAAGAAAACAGACAAGAAGAAACUGAAGUGGCGCGACCAGGCAGUCUCCGGCAAGAGUCGGGAAUCUGUGACCUUCAUCCCCGAUAAAAAACAGGAUGGCGCAGACCUCAAGGGAUUCGCUGAGGCGCUCGCUAAGCUUGAGGAAUCUAAGCGGGACGACGAUUCAGAGGUUAGUGAUGACUUUAGCGAUUAGUAAAGCAAACG